UUGUUUAAAUGCAGGAGCAAUCACGGACAAACAAGGCUGCUCGACAGAAGCAGCCUUACAAUCAUAGUAGCGGGUCGAAGUCGUUUCUACAACGACAGUAUGAGCUCGCUGAAAGAAGAGGGCAGCCGGUCGAUCGUGUGGAAUUGUUCCGGGAAACACACGUUCGAGCUGGGACAUUCGUGUCGCAGGCCGCCGAGGAUGCGCAUAAUCAAAUGCUGGAACUCCAAUCCCAGCCUACCCCAGAGGGUAGUCAGCCACUCUCUGAGGAUGAGAUAUGCGAUCAGGUGUUGGGUCGACGACCAGGCUACUCAAAAGGCCUUGGUUGGGGACCCAAGCCGAAGGCCCGCAGAACGGCAAGUGCAAGCAGUUCGUCGACAUCUUGUUCGCAGUCCACACAAAAAGAGAUUGAAUUACAAGCUAAACUUCAUGAAGCUUUGGAACGGAUUGAAGUACAAGAUAGAAAUCACCAAGCAUUAGCUUCACAAGUGGAAGCUAUGAAAAAGAUGAUUGAAGACCUAACUCGUGCACAACAGGGACCACCACAUGAUCCCUAGCCCUGCGGACCGAAGGUGUAGAAUGACGCGCAUACGCACCUCGUUGGGAGAUUGGGUCUUAUGUUUAUGUUUUUUGUAUAUUGAAAACUAUAUUUUCUUGUAGUCAACUUAUUCGUAUUAUUAAUUUUAAUUCUAUUUUUUAA
Cucumis melo (muskmelon) is the source of this 697-nucleotide messenger RNA. RefSeq lists its product as uncharacterized. NCBI's taxonomy places the organism in Eukaryota, Viridiplantae, Streptophyta, Magnoliopsida, Cucurbitales, Cucurbitaceae. The record is from RefSeq and is a predicted model, not a curated record. The transcript has 3 exons. Bases 9 to 554 code for a protein of 181 amino acids.